This is a messenger RNA of Raphanus sativus (radish), 1696 nucleotides long. RefSeq names its product probable glucan endo-1,3-beta-glucosidase A6. The record is from RefSeq and is a predicted model, not a curated record. The transcript has 3 exons. NCBI's taxonomy places the organism in Eukaryota, Viridiplantae, Streptophyta, Magnoliopsida, Brassicales, Brassicaceae. Gene Ontology annotation, molecular function: hydrolase activity, hydrolyzing O-glycosyl compounds. Bases 113 to 1555 code for a protein of 480 amino acids. Gene Ontology annotation, biological process: carbohydrate metabolic process. Gene Ontology annotation, cellular component: plasma membrane.
ACACCAUACUCCUACUUAAAUACAUCGAUGCAUUAUCUCCAGCUCCACACCAUUCCCACUCAAAUCACAAUUUGAUCACCACCAACACACUGCCAACCAAACACAAAAAGACAUGUCUCUUCUCGUUUUCUUCCUCUUCACCAUCCUUGUCUUUUCAAGUUCAUCUUGCUCCGCGACUCGGUUCCAGCAUCAGCAUAGGUACAUGCAGAGGAAAAUAACGCUAGACUUGCCAAGCAAGAUUGGCAUCAACUACGGUAGACAAGGAAACAACCUUCCAUCUCCAUACCAAUCCAUCAAUUUCAUCAAAUCUAUCAAAGCUGGUCAUGUCAAGCUCUACGACGCGGAUCCAGAGAGUCUAACACUCCUCUCUCAAACCAAUCUUUACGUCACCAUAACCGUUCCAAACCACCUAAUCACUUCCAUCAGCACCAACCAAACCACAGCUGAAGAUUGGGUCCAAACCAACAUCAUCCCUUACUACCCACAAACCCAUAUCCGAUUUGUCCUUGUCGGAAACGAAAUCCUCUCCGUCGAAGACAGAAUGAACAUAACAGCAAGCGUCGUACCGGCCAUGCGCAAAAUAGUGACUUCUCUAAGAGCACAUGGCAUUCACAACAUCAAAGUCGGGACAGCUUUAGAUAUGGAUUCUCUCCGAUCAACGUUUCCGCCGUCGAACUCAACUUUCCGGGAAGAUAUCGCCGAAUCGUUGAUGUUUCCGUUGCUAAAGUUUCUCAACGGAACGAACUCUUACUUCUUUAUCAACCUUCAUCCUUACUUGCGUUGGUCAAGAAACCCUAUGAACACGAGUUUGGAUUAUGCUCUGUUUCAAGGAAACUCAACUUAUACCGAUCCUCAAACCGGUUUGGUUUACCGUAAUCUUCUAGACCAAAUGUUGGAUUCGGUUAUCUUCGCCAUGACCAAACUCGGUUACCCACACAUUCGCGUCGCAAUUUCCGAAACCGGAUGGCCUAACUCCGGGGACAUCGACGAAACCGGCGCCAACAUACUCAAUGCAGCGACGUAUAACCGGAAUUUGAUCAAGAAGAUGACCGCAAUUCCACCAAUCGGUACACCAGCUAGACCCGGUUUAGCUAUACCGACAUUUGUUUUCUCCUUGUUCGACGAAAACCAUAAAUCCGGUUCGGGAACACAGAGACAUUAUGGAAUCCUGCAUCCGAACGGGACACCGAUCUACGAAAUUGAUUUCACGGGUUCAAAACCCUUAACCAGAUUCAACCCAUUGCCUAAACCGACGAACAAUGUUCCAUACAAGGGUAUAGUGUGGUGCGUACCGGUGGAGGGAGCUAGCGAGGCUCAGCUAGAGGAAGCUUUGAGGAUGGCUUGCGGCCGAGGCAACACGACGUGUGCGGCUUUGGCUCCGGGAAGAGAAUGUUACGAGCCGGUCACUGUUUAUUGGCAUGCAAGCUAUGCGGUUAGCUCGUACUGGGCUGAGUUUCGUACCGAUAACGUUAGAUGUUACUUCAAUGGACUGGCUCGAAUGACCACGGUCAACCCUGGACAUGAUCGCUGCAAGUUUCCAGGCGUUACUCUUUGAGAAAAAGAAGACUGAAAGAGAUUGAAGAAUGAUUAAGGCUGCAUUAUUCGUAUUUAUCCAAUGUUGUUUCUGCCUUUUAUAUUGUUUCGUAAUGUCGAAAAAAACAAAUAAUUAAUAAUUUUUAACAAAAAGUAAAGAUCA